Malus domestica (apple) is the source of this 1426-nucleotide messenger RNA. The record is from RefSeq and is a predicted model, not a curated record. Lineage: Eukaryota; Viridiplantae; Streptophyta; Magnoliopsida; Rosales; Rosaceae.
UAGGCCUAGUUUGUUCAUCUUCUAUACAUAUAUGUGCUCAAGAAAUUCACAAGCACAUGCACCUAAGUUAGCUAGCUUGGCUUCCUCAAUCCUCAUCCAUGGCACUACCCUCGUUCAACUUGUCCACUUCCUUCUUCCUUGUCUCAUUCGCCUUCUUUAGCAUUGCCAUCAAUCUUUUCUCUACUAGUAAUGCACCAUCCAGAGCUGAGGCUGCUCGCAGCGAUUGUCUUCCAAUUUCGUCUUUAAUCAGCAAAAAGCUUUUCCACACCUUGUUUCUACACAAGGACGACAUGGCAUGCCCUGCCAAAGACUUCUAUACCUACCACUCUUUCAUCAAAGCCUCCAAAUCCUUCCCCGGAUUUGGCACCACUGGAAGUUUAACCACACGCAAGAGUGAGAUCGCCGCCUUUCUAGCGCAGAUUUCUCACGAGACUACAGGUGGGUGGGCGACUGCCCCUGAUGGACCAUAUGCAUGGGGUCUGUGCUUCAAAGAGGAAAUCAGUCCCCCUAGCGACUACUGUGACUCCAACAACAAGGAAUGGCCUUGUUAUCCGGGCAAAUCUUACAAAGGAAGAGGCCCUAUUCAGCUAUCUUGGAACUAUAAUUAUGGACCUGCUGGCAAGGCGUUAGGGUUUGAUGGGCUGAAGAAUCCUGAAGUAGUGGCAAACAAUUCCAUGAUAGCACUGAAAACGGCUCUAUGGUUCUGGAUGACUGAGCAAAAGCCAAAGCCCUCUUCUCACGAUGUCAUGGUUGGACUGUAUGUGCCCACAGAAGCUGACGUUGCGGCCAAUCGGACUGUUGGAUAUGGGCUGGUCACUAACAUCAUCAAUGGUAGACUGGAGUGCGGAAUACCCAACGAUGCACGAGUAAAUGAUCGGAUUGGUUAUUUCAGAAGAUAUGCUGGGUUGCUUAAUGUUGAUACUGGACCAAAUUUAGAUUGUGAAAAUCAAAAGUCCUUUUAAUUUACGAAUUUUCUUAGGGCUACUGUUAAAGUUUCACAUUUCUAUCUAGAGUAUAGACCAUAAAUAAAAUGUAUUAGGAAGAUCAAGUAUCCUAGCUUGAUGGAUUUCUCUUUUCUGUACUUUAUUUCUCUACGAAUUUUUUUCAAAUUUGAUGAAAUUAGAAUAUGGUGUAAUUCAGUGGCGAAGCUACAGAGGGACUGGGAGGGGGCGGCCGCCCCUCUCCUCCUCGGAAAUUAAGCCCAAGAGCGUGGUUCCGCCCCUCUGGUGUCGUCGGAAUUAAUGGAUGCACGGUGCACCUGCACUGCAGAUCGGUUUCUGGGCUUGAGUUUCUACUGCUGCUGUGCAUCAGCUUUUGUUAUUCUUUUUUUUCAAAGGGUACCACUUGUCUGUCCGUGCCUUCCAUUAUUGAUUAAAAAAUAAUCAAUUGAAUAAAAAAUAAAUAAAAGUUUUAAAGGGUACCACUC